This is a messenger RNA of Pelecanus crispus (Dalmatian pelican), 445 nucleotides long. Lineage: Eukaryota; Metazoa; Chordata; Aves; Pelecaniformes; Pelecanidae. The record is from RefSeq and is a predicted model, not a curated record.
GAUUUGUUAGAUGAAGCAAAGCAUACGCCCCCUAAGCACACUGUGGGCUAAAAAUGGACAACUCCUUUGUGGAAGAAGUGGCUGCAUCACUGGUGAGAGAAUUUCUCAGUAGAAAGGGUUUGAAGAAAACCAUCACUACCAUGGACCGAGAGCUUCCACGUUCUGCACUUAGCAUCAACAACAGGAACGAGCUUCGAAAUGUUCUACAUCUGCACUCCUUGUACAAACAGAACAAGGCAAAGGAGAACCCACUGAAAACACUUCUUGAAAUUAUUACUAAUUACUUCCUUGAGCACCGUGGGACUUCCCGAAGCAUCAGUUCAAGUUCUACUCUGUCAACUCCUCAAAGUAAGAGCUCAACAUCUCAUCCACCUGACUUCUUGGAUGAAGAUCAUGUGCGUGGGAGUGCCACUAUGCUUGAUGAAAGCGGAACUCAAGCCUACAG